Messenger RNA from Pleurotus ostreatus (oyster mushroom), 8049 nucleotides. RefSeq names its product Ras GTPase activating protein ira2 (gene IRA2). The transcript has 32 exons. Gene Ontology annotation, biological process: regulation of GTPase activity. Lineage: Eukaryota; Fungi; Basidiomycota; Agaricomycetes; Agaricales; Pleurotaceae. The record is from RefSeq and is a predicted model, not a curated record. The coding region runs from base 1 to 8049 and encodes 2682 amino acids.
AUGGCCUCAUCCACCCAGCCAGUCAUGCUUUCCACCCUCGGCACAUCUGCGACGCCGCAGCAAAAGGUCGUGCAGGUUCUCGUCGCGCGUCUGAAGAACAAGCUGCCGUGCUACUCAGGAGUGUCGCUGGACCAGCUCGAAGCUGAUAAUGCAACACAGCAAGCCAUCGACGCACUGGUGGACCUUGCACACGAUUCCCUCGACUUGAUAGCCUUGGGGCUGAGUGAGCUUUUGGAGAGGCUAGCUCAGGUUCUGUCGCUUGCCAUGGCUGCGAGAUGGAAUCAGAACAUGCGCUCAAGCUCGCGCGCCAGCAACUUUCCCGAGUCGCCCCUCCCUUCAGAUACAGCUAGAAAGGGCCGACCACCGCCAUCGGAGCGCUCGUACACUCCACCACCGUGGUCAGAACCCCCGCCACUGGACGAUCGCAGCGCAAAGUACCUUUUGAGCGUGCUCGUGCUGUUCCUGCGGCAGACAGCAGAGACAGACCCUCUGAUGCUGGCGAGCGGCAUCGCAGAUACGUCGUUUCGGGACUUUGAAUCCACCGAUUUCCUGACGGCGACUCCGUUGCUCGAAGCGCAGAAUGGGGGGCCAGCCAUUCCCUCGGAUAUACCAGAGCUACCUGGCCCGGUGCUUCGCAAUCGUCCCUCAGCGAAUUCCGUGCAGUCCAGCAAAGCAAGCAUCCACUCCGUGAUCCCCAUACCCGCGAACACCCUCACAUAUGAGAAGACGCACAUGACUCUAGCUAAAUCGUCGUUGGCAGUGAACCGGCUUAUAGCCAAGUAUGCUGGACGGAUAAUAUAUCAUCUGUCUGCAUCGAACUGGAAGAUUGUGCUCUCGCGGCUGCGAAGCAAGAUACAUUUUCUAGCAAGUAAUGCGGAAGAGAACAUGGACGUCGUUGAUCUUCAACUACUGGUCCACUGCGCGUUGGAUAAGCACAGGCUUGUCCAGGUAUUGAGCGAGCUUUGCUCGCUCCUCGUCAAUAUGAAGCCCUCAUCCCACAUGGCUAUUUCAGUCCCCCUUCGUCGAGCCCUCUGGAACUGGAUCGAAGUCUUCCCGAACGAAUAUAACGACGUGAUCAAGUCUCGCACGCGACUCGACGGCGCCCCGGAGCGCGUCUUCGAUCUCCUGUACACACUAGUAACCACUAACACCGAGCACAUAUUCUGGCCUACGCUGGCCGUGCUGAAUUGCCUCUCGGUCGAGCGCAUGAACUCCGAAGCGCACCUGCAGCUGUUCACCAGGUUCCAGCCUACGACGACGCGGACUUCCACGAGAAAGGAUAUCAAAUUUUGCGAAGAUAUUCUCAAGCAUGCGAACACGGGGUCGCGGCUGGACGAGAUCGCGGUGGUUUGUGCGUUGGACAUGUGCCGCGCUGCGUCGCGCAUCCACAACGACGGGGAGUACACCCUGCGUGUAAUCGCCAAUGAUAUCGCCCAUGAGAUCAAGGGUUCGUUGUGGCAUACGUUCCAGCGGAAACCCUUCUGGGAGACUUUUGAGGAAGUGGAUAUAGCUAUAUUUUCGGAGGCGUUGGUGGCGGUCUUCAGGUUUUGCAGCGAAGAGGACGCGCUCCAGAUCUUUUCUGCUUGUCUUGAGCCUGAGAGGUCAGAUGCGGUCAAGACGAUCGCCGUUCGCGCUUGUUUGAUAUUGGCGCUUGAGGGAAAGCGCAUAUCAAGCCAGCGGUCUCUGCAAGGGUUGGAGCGAUACUGUGCGCCUCGAUUCCGGAGAAUGUUCAAGGCAUCUGCUACUCGAAGGCCAGAGAUGGACCAGCACAAGAACCCGAAGCGGGCGUCAGCACGACCGAAGGCGAAGCGUUCACAGACGCACCCACUUCCAGAUAGGGAGAAUCUCCUCCUUGGAAUAUUGUCCUUGUGGCGAGCGGAUCCCGCGUUCCAUUUUGAGGGCCUGGAAGUCUCGGAGAACGAGGAUGUUGGGUCAAGUAGCGUGAAGAUCUGGAGCUCAGACACCGAUAUUACUGUCAAGAUAUCCGCGGCGGUGACAGUCAAGUACAUCGCUGAACUGACUUACAAGGCGCAGCCGUCUGAGCCUCACACAGGCGUUAUGCUCUCGCUGCUGAAUCGCGCUUUGUCGUCAACAUUCCUGAGCAUCGUCACAAACCUAUUCCAGUCUCGCCUGGAUUCCGAAGACCAACGCCUGUGGAUGGCCCUCUCGCACCAACUUCUCGAUCUAUACUUACGAGAUGCUGAUAUCGCCAGGGAGGUCCAGCUCAAUCGCAAUCGGCUCCCCGCCCUCGCGCUCGCGGAGAUUGUGUUCCUCGUCUCUCUGACCUCUGCUGAUAUGAUGAUAUCUCAGAUGGCGGGACGCGGCCUGCGGUGUCUGGCGAUUGCGGAACGGCAGCCAGGGGCGCCGCUGGCCCCUGGGUUGACCCCUGAAGCGCGCGCCCACCGCCAGAAGGUGUAUGAUAAGCUAGGAGACCCAAAUAUUGUUGUGGUUGGUCGUGUUGGGCAGCAGAAGAGGAUAAGGAGACUCCUGAGAUCUAUGACGCAUGCGUCGGCUAUGCACAUUGCUGUAUGGGAAGAAUGCUGGGCACGGUGGGCGGCGCUCAACGAAGUCAUCAAGCAGUCGAACGAGGAGCAGAGUGAUAUAAAUGGCUCUAUUCAGGAUACUUUCUUCCAGUGGCAGAAUCUGACACUGUUCUUGGCCUCUCUUGGGGGAGCGUGCCUUCGAGCCGACAAUGGUUUGGUGCCGCUAACUUCAAUUAUUCCUGAGAGUGUGCUUCCGGACAAGAUACGCGCGCAGCAGACACCGCUCAAUGCCGUUCACGCCUUCGUCACUGAGCUGACGGCGAUGUUGAUGUACACUCAUGUGCAAGUACGCGAAGUAGCGAGAGAUGCCUUGGGCUUGGAGCUCAGCCCGCGGCUGUUUCCACAGCUCAUCAAGCAUCUGGAUCCCUUACUCGUUGCCAUUCGAGAUAGCCCCCCGCAGAACCAGAACGAACAACUAUCAUUAUUCUUAGAUCAGGCUUUGGCUGUCCUCAAGCUCAUUGUGGAGAACACGUCACUUCCCCAGGAGGACGUUGCUAAUAUUGACAUAAGCACGACGAUGCAGACGAUCGCGGCGUGCCUCGCUCGGUUCGAUGGUCCCUUGACCUUACGCAUCCGGACGAAGUUCUGUACCCUAUGCGACGCUAUCUGUGAACGCGGGGAAGUCCUGACGUUGCGCAAGGACAGCAGCGUUCGCCAUAACAUUCUGGACAUUGUCAUGGACUGGAUAACGCCUUUGAAUGUCGGUCCCAUUCCCUUGCUGUUUCUAAACGACGUGGGAGCUCAUUUUUUUCAGGCAUACGAGGAUGAACUAGUUAUGCUCCAGCAGGAGUUGAACAUUGCUAGCCUACGGACCGCGGUGAAACUCCUCGACAAACUUCAGCUCAGACCAUUGGAUCACGCAGCAGUGGAUGACCACGUACACGUCGUUUCUAGGUUGUUCAAUCGCUACGCGACUACACUCCUACGUGGACUGGACCUGUGCAAGCUACCGCUUUCGACGUCGGAUGGUGCUUCUGAUGUGAGCUCAUUACAACAGAUGAAUCGGGCAAACCAACGGGAUGCCGAACUUCGUCACCUGGUCAUCGGCGGGCUUACCCAUCUCGUCAGUGCCAACACUGAAAGCGGGUUCAAGCAAUGUCUCCCGCUUGCAUAUGACGCCGACCUCCGUAAGCGUGCUAUAUUUGCACAUGUGUUCGCGCGCGUUUUGGCGCAAGGUGUGAAGUUCGAACCUGAAGACCGUUCUGCGAAGCUGGCGCGACAGAGUCGACUGUGUGAAUUGCUCAAGGGUUCAGACAUGAUGUUAGCGAUGGCAAUUUGUGAAACAUGCCCAGCGUCCGAAAUGGACAACAUUAUAUCUGUUCUCCUCAACUUGUUCGACACUCGCGCCUCGCUCAUGACACUGAUCAAGCUCAUGAUAGAUCGGGAGGUUAUGCAUGCUGAGAGCGAACCGGCUUUGUUUCGUGGUAACACGACGUACACACGGUUUAUCUCUCAGUUUGCAAGGAUUCAUGGCUAUAACUAUCUGCGAAGCCUCAUUAUCCCGCUCAUUAAGAGCAUGACCAGCAUGCCCGCUGGGCAUUCCUACGAACUCGACCCAAGUCGAGCCGCUGACCAAGACCUGGAACAGAAUCGUAAGAACGUCGAGUUCAUUGCAUCUUCAUUCCUUGAAAUUGUGACAUCGUCUAUUCCAACUUUGCCAUCAAUGUUCCGAGAAAUUUGUAGCCAUAUUGCAAAGAAAGUGAGCGAAGUGUGGCCGGAAGCGAAGUUCGCUGCACUCGGUGCUUUCAUGUUCCUUCGGUUUAUCUCUCCUGCCGUCGUCUCCCCCGAGACGGUGGAUGUGGAACUCCCUAGAGAAAACUCCCUAGUUAUCCGCCGUGGUCUGAUGGUAGUCACCAAAGUCAUACAGAAUCUCGCCAACAAUAUCUUCUUUGGAAAAGAGGCGUACAUGGUGGUACUGAACAAGUUCCUCAAGGACAACAUUGACAAUGUCACCCGAUAUCUCAGCGAGCUCAAUGUUCGUGGAUGUUUACAACCCCCUUUAGACGAUACUGACCCCCCUUGUCAGAGGUUCUCCAUAGCUACUGCCGAAGAAGAAGCGGAUGAAUGGUUAGGUACAACUUCUGACGACACAGAUAUUAUCGUCCUUCAUCGCUUCCUGAGCAAGUACACCGAUCAAAUUGGGGCGGAGCUCCUUAGUCAGGCGAAUCCAAGUGAACUCGAUACUUCGCCGUCGACAAAGGAUGCCUGGAAUUCCCUGUGUGCCUUGCUCGUGGACCUGGGCAAACCACUGGAGGCACCUGUCUUGUCUAAUGCAGUCGCUGCGGACCAUCCGGAGUACCUCAGCUUGAUGUCACGGUACGCUCACAAGAACACGACUGCUCUGCAGGACAUCUUCGUCGAGACCAACGGUCAUCCUAAUGAGCCAGCAGUCUUUGUAUUCUUCCUUUCGAGGGUCGACGUGCAAUCUCUGGAUAUCGAACUACUGAUGUACCAUAUCUUCAAAAUAUUGGCACAACCUGUCUACGAAGAUCGUCGCGUGGAAAUCAUCAUAGAUUGCACGUCCUUCACCUCGGUUUCCGAAAUCCCGCUUCAAUGGAUCAAAAUGUCUGCCGAGCUCAUACCACAAGACAUCCGCGUUCGACUAGUUGCAACGCACAUCCUCAACCCGAACGCCAAUACCGUCAGAUAUCUACGGCGGCUUUGCAACGUUUGUUCAGGGACACCACUUGGAGGCGAAAUUCGAGCCUACUCGUCAGUCCAGGAACUGUCGAAUAGUGUAACCCCUCAUGCUCUCGAAGCCCUGUUGGUGCCAUAUGCCCUUGAACGAGAACCGGAGCAGACGUACAAAUCCAUCUCAAUGCGCCAGAUCCAUCAAAUGCGGUUCCCUGUCGAACUUGCCGUUCGCAGUACCCAUCUGCGGAUUACAUCUGUCAAGGCUCAAUCUGUAUCAUACAACAUCUCGUGCAGGUCUACUGAAAUACUACAUCUGAGUGAUAUCAGCGACGUGUAUAGUGUAUCUACGGGUCAUGAACCUCACGAGUUCAUCAUCAGGCAGACUCGUCAGGGUGUCACGCUCUACUUUUCUUCGCCUCAGCGAGAUGCUAUUGUAAAGGCUAUUCGCGUCGCAAAGGGGCAACUAAGGGAUGCACCCCCCGCAAACACGGACAGGAUAUCUAGGUUCUCUAAUGUACCAGCGACUCUCCUUCACGUUGGUUUGUUAUGUCUCGACCAGAACGACGACGAUCUGCGAGGGGCGGCGUAUGAACUUUUGAGUUCUGUCUGUUCGCAUCUGAACUACGACAAGAAUCCUAUUGCUGCUCCCAAAGCCGGCUUUGUGCCUGGAGAUCCAUCUGCUUUCGCUGUGCAAUUGAGCGAACGUCUUGCCGAGUUUGCCCCGGAGCUCACGUUAGACUUCCUCUCCGAAGCCUCUUCCACGAUGGCAACAACGGACAAGUCUUCGCUCGCCCAACGCAUCACUUGCCUUCAAUACAUGAGUCCUUGGGUCAAGAACAUCAUUCACUUCCCGAAUCCCACAAGCCCUUUAUACGAACGUUCUGGUGCCCGCGUACGAGAUUGUAUCAGAGUGCUGGCCGAUUUAACCGUCACUGAUCACGAGAUUUCCCCUUCCAUGUACAAGCUAAUCUGGGCUGAGAUUGGUAAACUGGAUAGUACAAUCAUUAACGUCGUUCUCGAAGAAUUGGUUCGCUCAGCAACGGAUGGUGGGAUUGGUUCCCGGAGAUGUGAUACCAUCGCACGCAUCAUAUCUGCCUUCUCAUCAAUUGGUGUCCGCGGCCGGCUAUAUGCCAAACUACGUAGAGCUCUUAGCAAAACGACGCCCAGGUCUUCUAGUGUCUUGCAAGACAAUCCAAAUUGGAACGAGAUUUCGACCUUGAUUUCCCUAGUUCUUGUUGUUGGAAGCACCGUCAAGCAAACAAGCCACAGUCAACUCUACGUGCCAGAGGUCGUUCAUCUUGUGACUUUGGUAGCCGCAGUUGGCCCCCUCAUAGUUCGCAAGUCCGUUUACGGUAUCGUCAUCAACCUCCUGCAAACUUUGCACUCAGCCAAGCAGGACGACCCUAACGGCGCUGAAUUCUCCCGACUAAUUGACUCCUUCUCACAACCCGACGCAUUGCACCUCUUCGGGCUCCACCGUGCUACACCAACAAGCGACUACUCGAUAUUCGAUCCGCCUAGCGACAAGCUUCAGAUUGAGAACCAGGAAGGUCUUACCAAUUUGUUGAUCAAGGCAAUCGAGGUAGCCUCCGCAUCAAAUGGUAUGCUGAACAUCUGGCGCGCGCGAUGGUUGGGCCUCGUAACAGCAACAGCAUUCCAGCAUUCUCCUGCCGUACAAAUGCGUGCCUUCAUCGCGUUGGGCUGCCUUGCAACAUCGGAUGUGGACGAUGAUUUCCUGUACCAGAUGCUUGUGGCCCUCAGGUCAGCUCUAUCUCAAGCUAACGAAUCGGACACGAUAUCGGUUGUGAGUAUGCUGAGAUGCAUCCGGAAGAUUGUCCCAGCUCUCCCAGAACAAUCUCGAUAUAUCCUUCCUUUGUUUUGGGUAGCCGUCGCCUUAUUGCAAGGCAGUUACAUCUCUUUCUAUAUCGAAGCGACAGACCUUCUACGCGUCACACUAGAGACUAUGGAUGCUCGUGGCAUGUUCCGGGGUGGAUCCAUUGCUAAUACCCUAUUGGACGGUCGAACGGCUUUAGAAGAGGUGGCCUGCCAACUCGACCAACUUCUAGGCAUUUCGUUCGACUCGAAUUUCUCGUUCUCCCUGGCUUCGAUCAUUUUCAAGGGCGAACGACAUACAUCGUUGCGGGAGUCAGCCGAAGCAGUCCUCCGGAGCUUACUGAAUGUCACGGUGCGGUCGUGCGAAAGAGGGAGUGACGAAGAUAAUAUGCAAGAGACGAUCUGUCCCGAUGCCCUUGGCUACUUCUUAGCCCUCUUACCUCUCUCCACUUCCCAUGAAUCGUAUAGCCGACUGCUCCGCGAUUGCAACAUCGACAACUCAUGGGCAAUCAACGGUGAUACCAGAAGCCACCAUGACGGAAACGAGGUCCCAUAUGUUUCUUUGUCCCUCCUGGGGGUUAGCGAUAACAAUACCGCCCUUCUCGUGACUUCUUUCAUUGGGGCAAUACUCGUUAGUGCACAAGGUGAUGAUGCAGAAACCGAAAUUCUGUAUAACCUUCUCUCGGACAUCGCGACUGUCUUCCCUGACUUGAUGAGCUUAACCUACGAAGCUCUCCAAGAUAGAAUCAAGGACACAUUCGCAAACUCCUCCAAUCCUUCGAUUAUUCGCGCGGUAUCGAACAUCUUUCGCAUGUCUCUAACUGACGGACGUUAUCCAACUCUCCGUCCCUCAGCCUCGACACUGAGCGCUGUUGAUGAGGGCCUCCCCCAGGGCCCUGGUCGUCACCACCUAAACGCCCUAGAAGAAUUGAGUAUGCAAGGCCUCGUUAGCGCAUUCACGUUUCUCCCUCCAAACCGAGGGCACGCUACGAAAAUGAUUCAAUGGAUUUCUGACUUGAUCAAUAUGACGAUUCAAUAG